Molecule: messenger RNA, 1418 nt
Organism: Glycine soja
Lineage: Eukaryota; Viridiplantae; Streptophyta; Magnoliopsida; Fabales; Fabaceae
Exons: 3
Coding region: 87-923 (278 amino acids)
Cellular component (GO): cytoplasm
Molecular function (GO): mRNA binding
Source: RefSeq, a predicted model, not a curated record
GAACUCCAAAACCCUGCUAGUGUUGUUCCGUUGAGAUAAACAUAAACCUGAGUGAGUGAGGCUAAGGGAGAAAGCUAGAACUAAAAAUGUCAUCAGCUUCUAAGCUCACACUGUACGGAAUCGGAACCGCACUGUUCCGCACCCGUCGAACUGCACCUGUAAGUGUAACUCCCUUUCUCUUCUUCAAACCCAUUCCCUUACCUCGGCCGCCGCGCUUCCUCCUCCUCCGCGAUUCCUCUUCCUCCUCCGCCGCCGCCGCAGAAAUCCUACCCUCCGUUGACCACCCCUGGCCGGAAUGGGUCUCCUUCGUCGACCGCUUGAGCACCAAAGGCUACCUCCCCAAACCCUCCUCUUCUUCCGAUGACACCGUAAGCCUUUACACCAACAUGAACUCUCUCAAGGACGCUUGUCUCAGCUUCUCGCGUGACCGUUACGACCUUUUCAAGUUGCUGCCUACGCACGAUAUCCAAGCAGUAGUUGACGGUGGGUGCCCUAAUCUUCUCCGUAAAGCUGUUAAUUCGGCCAAGAGACUGAGAGCACACCUGCAAUUAGAUGAAGGGGAUGUUUGUGGUGCUUGCAAUCUACGAAGCUCUUGUGAUAGAGCUUAUGUGAUUCUAAAGGAUUUUGAAACUGAUGCUCGAACUAUUGAUAUAGUUCGAAUACUUUUGUUCUACGCACUAGAUCCACUAGUGCUUUCUAGUGGAGACAAACCACCAGGCCGAGAAGUUAUUGAAUCAUCCGCCAGAAAACUUCUCUCUCAGCUAAUUGAGUUGAGUGAGUCCCCUGCUCCAGCCCCUGCUUCUGCUCGUUCAAAGCCUACUGCACAGGAUGCUGUGGGAGAAGGCCAAUCUCUAAGUGUUACGACUAAUCAAUUGUUUAAAGAUGCUGAGAUGAAGAAAGGUGACUGGAUGUGUCCAAAGUGAGUUAUUUUCGCUCAUGGAAUCAUAUUCUCUGUGUGUGUAGUAAGUAGUAACUUCUGCACGUGAAUUCGUGAAAUUUCAGUUUUUGCAUUUUCACAUAAAAUUUGAAAGGGAUUGUUAAAGCAGAAGUAAAAUUUCUCCAUCCACCUGGCAUUUUACUUCCAAAAUCAAGCAAGUGAUCUGUCAAUGUCAUCUAUUGAUUCUCUGCAACUUUUACUAGGUUAAUAGCAACCAGAUAUUAUAGAUUUAAAGUAUCUUAAAACAUGCAGUAAGAAUUAUACCCGCCAUCGAGGGAGGUCACAAUUUUGGUCUUGGCUGUAACAAAUAUUUUGAUUGCAUAUGAAUUAAUUCUCCAAUUAAUGGUGCUGAGUGCUUCUUAACUUAAUUAGAGAUACUUUAAAGUUAUUUGAUUGCAUAUGAAUUUGUGUUUUAAUUUAAUCAUGUACAGAUCUAAAAGCAAAUUUACAGAGAUUGAAUCUUGUGAAUGUUAUAGCUUUA